GGACACUGGAAUCAUGGCUGACGACAAACGAGUGGUGUUGGCUUACAGUGGUGGCCUGGACACAUCAUGUAUCCUCGUUUGGCUACUAGAGCAGGGUUACCGAGUGGUCGCCUUCUUGGCCAAUGUUGGACAAGAUGAAGAUUUUGAAGCAGCCAAGGCCAAAGCAGCGAAAUUAGGAGCCGAAAAGAUGGUUAUACCUGACGUGAGGAAGGAGUUCGUGGAAGAGUUUAUCUGGCCGGCUGUCCAGGCUAAUGGAGCAGCAUACGAGGACAGAUACCUCCUUGGCACUGCUCUGGCGCGUCCCUGCAUCGCAAGGGCCAUGAUCAAGGUUGCAAAAGCAGAGAACGCUCGGUACGUUUCCCAUGGUGCAACAGGGAAAGGGAAUGACCAGAUCCGAUUUGAGCUGGGAGCGUAUGCAUUACACCCCAAUAUAGAGGUAAUAGCUCCGUGGAAAAUGCCGGAAUUCUACAACAGGUUUGAAGGAAGAAACGCGCUAUUUGAGUACGCUGAGAAAAACGGCAUUCCCCUACCCGUGACACCUAAAUCUCCCUGGAGUAUGGACGCCAAUUUGAUGCAUAUAAGUUACGAAUCAGGAAUACUUGAGGACCCAAAGACUGAGUUUCCUAAGGAUAUGCUACAGAUGGCUGUCCACCCGGAAGAUGCCCCAGAUAAACCAGAGAGGUUGGAACUGGAGUUCAAGAAAGGUUUACCUAUCAAGGUCACCAAUCUGGAGGAUGGUACAGUGAAGGAGGACGCCCUAGAGCUUUUCCUGUACCUAAACCAAAUCGGUGGAAAACACGGAGUUGGAGUAAUAGAUAUCGUAGAGAAUAGAUUUAUAGGCAUGAAAUCACGAGGUAUCUACGAAACUCCAGGGGGCGCUAUAUUGGCUACUGCUCACACCGACAUGGAAGUGUUCACCAUGGAUAAGGAGGUACGAAGAAUCAAAAGAGAACUCGAUGUGAAGUUUUCUGAUCAAGUUUAUAGAGGAUUUUGGUUCAGUCCAGAAUGUGAGUUUACGCGUUUCUGCAUUAAUAAGAGCCAGGAGCAUGUGGAGGGAACAGUUCGUUUGAAGGUCUAUAAGGGAUCUGUCUACGUGAUAGCUCGGCACUCUCCGCUCAGUCUUUAUAACGAGGAACUUGUCAGUAUGAACGUUCAAGGCAACUAUGAUCCUGUAGACGCUAAAGGUUUCAUCAAAGUGAAUGCUCUCCGAUUACAGGAGUACGAACGACUACGGAACAAGCUGGGCCACAAUUAA
Messenger RNA from Ylistrum balloti, 1255 nucleotides. Its product is annotated as argininosuccinate synthase-like. The record is from RefSeq and is a predicted model, not a curated record. Gene Ontology annotation, cellular component: cytoplasm. The transcript has 14 exons. Gene Ontology annotation, molecular function: argininosuccinate synthase activity; ATP binding. Bases 14 to 1255 code for a protein of 413 amino acids. Gene Ontology annotation, biological process: urea cycle; L-arginine biosynthetic process. NCBI's taxonomy places the organism in Eukaryota, Metazoa, Mollusca, Bivalvia, Pectinida, Pectinidae.